AUGUUGCUCCUCGUUGAGUUUGUACUGGGAGUGGGCAGGUGUGCAUUGGGAAGGAUUUGGCAACAGACUAGCAACCUUGCGAGCAGGGGAUGGACAGUGCUGACCCGUCAUGCGCCCACGUACAUCGCAGACCAUAGCUCGCUGCCACACCAACACGGGCGACUCACCCAUUCAUUGAUGUUCCGCUGCGGCCAAUUUUGGAGAGGGUACGGAAGCAGGAUGACACCAUCGUCGAUCAUCGACUGCAAGGCGACGAGAUCAGCAGGAAUCGACCCGUCACGAGCGACCAGAUCCGCAGGGAGGGCGGAUCGGAGUCCUGCAAAGUAG
Molecule: messenger RNA, 327 nt
Organism: Auxenochlorella protothecoides
Lineage: Eukaryota; Viridiplantae; Chlorophyta; Trebouxiophyceae; Chlorellales; Chlorellaceae
Exons: 1
Coding region: 1-327 (108 amino acids)
Source: RefSeq, a predicted model, not a curated record